Messenger RNA from Ostrinia furnacalis (Asian corn borer), 707 nucleotides. RefSeq names its product BLOC-1 related complex subunit 5. The annotation marks the transcript as partial. The record is from RefSeq and is a predicted model, not a curated record. Gene Ontology annotation, cellular component: cytoplasmic side of lysosomal membrane; synaptic vesicle membrane; BORC complex. Gene Ontology annotation, biological process: positive regulation of anterograde synaptic vesicle transport; organelle transport along microtubule; lysosome localization. The transcript is spliced from 4 exons. Lineage: Eukaryota; Metazoa; Arthropoda; Insecta; Lepidoptera; Crambidae.
GAGAUCCCAACAUUUCUGCCUAUUAUGCGGGGAACGCUGGGACUGCCCGGCGCAAGGGACCCUGAAGUGUUAGAAGGCCUAGACUACCGGCCGUGGGUGCGUCUGACGUCACGCCUGCAAGCGCACUUGGCCGCGUGUGCGCAACCGCUCGCCGCCGACCAGAUAGCACUCGCCGGUAAAGUUAAGGAGGCGGAUACCGAAGUGUCCCGUCUUUACUCCCAGAUGGUGGACAAACAGCGCGCCAACGCGAGACACGCCGAGCGCCUGUCCCGCGUGCAUGAGGUGGCCCAUCAGCUGUCCCGGUGCAACUCGCUGCUUAACCAGACUCUUCAAGAUAUAGAAGAACUGAACCUACUGCUCCCAGAAGAGAAGAGACUGGAACCGUUCGUGUGGAGCGCCGAGCGGUGAAACUGUACAUAACAUCAUCAUAAAAAAAUUCAUAAAACUCAUUUAUUUCUGUAAGUAGGCUUUAAAAAAUUAACUUAAAAAAACCGACUUCAACAAAUCGUUCAAAUUGGUUCAUAAACGGCGGAGAUAUUGCGUAUAAAAAAGUUUAUCCCCAAUUUUCCACCCUUGGGGGUUGUUUUUUCUAUUGUUAAAUUUAAAUGGGACCACCCUUGAGGUAUUACCUAUACGCCGAAAAAAGAUUUGUUCAAAUCGGUUCAUAAUUGGCGGAGUUAUCGCGUAACAAACAUAGAAAAAAAAAA